AUAGCAUCUUGCUUAGUAGGAGAGUCUUUAGAGUCUAGAGAGAGCAAACCACACACUAGAUAAUCAUCUGAUAUUACCCCUAUGGCUCAAGUUAUUAAAGACUCUGAAGAUAAGAACAACAAAGGAUUACGAGGGAAAUUGAAUAAAGUUGUUCUGGCCUAUAGUGGUGGCUUAGACACUUCAGUUAUUGUGCCAUGGCUAAGGGAAAACUAUGGUUGUCAAGUUGUUUGCUUUACUGCUGAUGUUGGCCAAGGCAUAAAUGAGUUGGAAGGUUUGGAAAAGAAGGCCAAGGCCAGUGGAGCUUGUCAAUUAGUAGUGAAGGACUUGAAAGAAGAGUUUGUGAAAGACUAUAUUUUCCCUUGUUUACGAGCUGGUGCAAUUUAUGAGAGAAAAUACUUGUUGGGGACCUCAAUGGCACGCCCUGUUAUUGCUAAGGCGAUGGUUGAUGUUGCAAAUGAAGUCGGAGCUGAUGCUGUAGCUCACGGAUGCACAGGGAAAGGAAAUGACCAGGUCCGCUUUGAGCUUACAUUUUUUGCUUUAAAUCCCCAACUCAAUAUUGUGGCUCCUUGGAGAGAGUGGGAUAUUACAGGUAGAGAAGAUGCUCUUGAGUAUGCUAAGAAGCAUAAUGUGCCUGUCCCAGUGACAAAGAAAUCUAUAUACAGCAGAGAUGGGAACUUAUGGCAUCUUAGCCAUGAGGGCGAUAUUUUGGAAGACCCGGCCAAUGAACCAAAGAAGGAUAUGUACAUGUUGACUGUGGAUCCAGAAGAUGCACCAAAUGAACCAGAGUAUGUAGAAAUUGGAUUUGUCUCGGGACUUCCAGUUUCAGUUAAUGGCAAGGAGCUGUCACCAGCAUCACUACUCACUGAGCUCAACCAUAUUGGUGGAAGACAUGGAGUUGGCCGUGUUGAUAUGGUUGAAAAUCGUCUAGUUGGUAUGAAGAGCCGAGGAGUGUAUGAAACUCCUGGAGGAACAAUCUUGUUCACCGCAGCACGCGAGCUGGAGUCCUUGACUCUGGAUAGAGAAACAAUGCAAGUUAAAGAUUCAUUGGCACUCAAAUAUGCAGAGCUGGUGUAUGCAGGCAGGUGGUUCGACUCUCUUCGGGAAUCCAUGGAUGCAUUCAUGGAGAAGAUCACUGAAACAACAACAGGUUCAGUGACUGUGAAGUUAUACAAAGGCUCAGUUACUGUAACAAGCAGGAAGAGUCCAAAUAGUCUGUAUAGGCAGGACAUUUCAUCGUUUGAAAGUGGUGAUAUCUAUGAUCAAGCUGAUGCUGCUGGGUUUAUUCGGCUCUAUGGUCUUCCAAUGAGAGUUCGAGCUAUGCUUGAGAAGGGUAUUUGAAAAUUUUUAUUGUUUGUUAUGUAAUUUUUCCUAGAACUCUUGCAGUUUGUGGGAUUUUUUUUUUUUUUUUUUUUCUCCCUCGAGAAAAAAAGGCAUUACAAAUACUUUGUUGUGCUUAAAUGGUUGAAAAAUUUGCUAGAUAAUAAAAAU
Messenger RNA from Ziziphus jujuba (common jujube), 1488 nucleotides. RefSeq names its product argininosuccinate synthase, chloroplastic. The record is from RefSeq and is a predicted model, not a curated record. Gene Ontology annotation, cellular component: cytoplasm. NCBI's taxonomy places the organism in Eukaryota, Viridiplantae, Streptophyta, Magnoliopsida, Rosales, Rhamnaceae. Gene Ontology annotation, molecular function: argininosuccinate synthase activity; ATP binding. The transcript is spliced from 8 exons. Gene Ontology annotation, biological process: urea cycle; L-arginine biosynthetic process. Bases 82 to 1338 code for a protein of 418 amino acids.